Messenger RNA from Tigriopus californicus, 803 nucleotides. RefSeq lists its product as uncharacterized. The record is from RefSeq and is a predicted model, not a curated record. The coding region runs from base 156 to 725 and encodes 189 amino acids. Lineage: Eukaryota; Metazoa; Arthropoda; Copepoda; Harpacticoida; Harpacticidae. The transcript is spliced from 3 exons.
ACCUUACUUGCACGGUUUGCAUGUCUGCCAUGUGAAAAUUGCAUGAAGGGGCAGCGAUUGCCAAUUUGCCAUCCAUCUAUUUAUUGCUCGUUCCACAUCCAGUGGUGAGGAGGGGCGCUGAUCAUCCCUUUGUGUUUUUUUUCAUCCUGGCUUUCAUGACCAUGAGUGCAAUGAGUAGUGAAUCGGACCGGCCGAGUCGGUCCUCGCCGUUAUCGGCUCAUUACCAAUCCGAGGAUUUAGGCUCGUCGUCCCAGUUUGGAAAUCCGACCCAUCUGGAGGUUCAAAAGACCCUGUCCUACGCAUGGAUGUUGAGGAAAUGCGACUGUUAUAACGAAGAAUAUAAGUCUUGCUCCAAGUUACGAUCCCGCUUCCAACAAUAUUACAUCCAUGGCGAAAUUCAAUCCUGUCAGAAUUGGAAAGAGAACUAUAAUGAUUGUUUAUCCUGGACUCGGACGGGAGACAAGAAAUUUGCGAAGCAAAUCAUCGAACGCGAGAAAGCCCGGAUUGGCCAACGACUUAGAGAUCACCUAAGUAAUGAUGUGUGGGAAUUGCGCGACGAACCGCCUGCGGAUUUUAAUGCCCCUCUCCCUCCUCAUUUGGCGGAUGCCGGCGAAGAGUCCAUCUUCAAAGCCUAUGACAAAGGUGAAUCUCGAGAAGAUUACAGCAAAAUUGUGAACAAUCCCAUUAAUCGGAUGACCACGAACUUGGCUUGUAGCAUCAUGUGAGCCUGAACUAGUUCCACUGAGUCCAUAUUCCUACAGAUGUUUUGUAUUUGUAAUUAAUGUAAACAGUUUCAAGUCUGA